Dalotia coriaria is the source of this 3778-nucleotide messenger RNA. Its product is annotated as atrial natriuretic peptide receptor 1-like. Gene Ontology annotation, molecular function: guanylate cyclase activity; peptide receptor activity; ATP binding. NCBI's taxonomy places the organism in Eukaryota, Metazoa, Arthropoda, Insecta, Coleoptera, Staphylinidae. Gene Ontology annotation, cellular component: plasma membrane. Gene Ontology annotation, biological process: receptor guanylyl cyclase signaling pathway; intracellular signal transduction; protein phosphorylation. The transcript is spliced from 11 exons. The record is from RefSeq and is a predicted model, not a curated record. Bases 96 to 3548 code for a protein of 1150 amino acids.
ACCAUCAGUACGGCAACAAUUACGUAUACACUGAUAUUGCGGUCAAAGAAUGUUGAAAAACAUGAAGUGAGAGCUGUGAAAAGUGCGAAAGAGGAAUGUCUUCGAUUUGGUUGAUCAUCUGCAUGCUGAUCUUGUUCCCACUGAGGUCACAGUGUACUCUACGGGCAUGGAGUACAGAAAAUUGUCCGCGUGUAGUAAAAAGUUGUCGUCCGGACUCGGGAGAUGAAGAUACCAAAGCAUAUUUGUGUGAUCAUACCGGGUGUCAUCUUAGAGUAGCUGUAAUACUACCAAAUAAUACUAAUUAUAUAGUAAAUGCUCCAGAGGCGUUGUUGGCGUUACAACAAGUUGAAGAUCACGCUAGACGGAAUAAUUUCUUACCCAGUAGACUAAAUGUCACUUAUAAAAUCUUUGAUGAUCAAUGUGAGCAAGCCCACGCAACUAUCGGAACCGUGGAUGCUUACAGCCAAUUCUCAGCACAUGUUAUUUUCGGCCCUAUUUGCGAUUACAGCUUAGCAAGUACUGGAAGGAUAGUAAAGUUCCUUGGAAGUCAUGGAACACCACUUAUUACAGCAGGAGGAUUUUCUUUUGACUUUGUCUCCGAGAAAACAAGCUGCGACAAAGAAUUCUUCAUGCUUAUUAAUGCAGGCAUCGCCGACUAUCAAUCUUUCAGCGAAUUCUUUUAUUUAAUACUUGAAAGAUAUAAAUGGAAGCAAAUAGCGUUAAUGUACGAAAAAUACGACCAAAAUGAAGUAGGAGGCGACCAAAGUUGUCAACUUUUAAUGAAAACAGUCAUCGGCGUAGUAAAAAACGAAAUCCCUGAUGUAAACUACCACGACGGUGAUAUUUACCUCCAGAAAAUCACAUACGAAGAGUACCUCACUAAAACAGUGGGCACUCAAUUCGGAAUUAUUGUAAUGUGUAUGAGCCAUGCCAACACCCGAAAAGUACUCAUUGAAGCGGAGAAAUUAGGAAUGACCGGAAGUGGAGAAUAUGUCUUUCUAAACUUUGACAUGUACAACAAUGGCUCUCAACCUUGGUACAACGCUAGUGAUGACGAUGUUACUAAUGAACGAGCAAAAAGGGCUUAUAGGUCAUUAUUAACUUUUACUCCAAUGAUUGAAGCACAAAAUGCGCUGCAGCAAACAAAAAACUCAGAAAAAGAGGAAAAAGAGGACGAAAAGGGGAUUAUUUUGUCAAAACCAGGUGAAGCUUAUCUGGAUGGAAUAUAUGACGGCUUUCUAUUAUAUUUAUCAGCGAUUAAGAACUUUUUAUCAGUAGAAGACUGGAAUGAGCUGUCUUUAAGAGGUGUAGAUGUCGUUAGUAACAUGUACGGAAGGCGUUUCACAGGAAAACGCGGAGAAGAGGUUAUAAUGAAUUGUAAUGGCCAAAGAGUUGCUAGUUAUGCAUUAUUACAACUUGGAGAUGACGAUAAAUUAGAUAUAGUUGCAAAUUAUAGCACAUUGAAUAAACGCAUGCAUUUUAUUAAGAAUAUUAAAUGGGUAGCUGGCAGACCACCACCGGAUACUCCAGAAUGUGGCUAUGAUGACUCAAAAUGUGCAGUAAACGUGCAAUUAUGGAUAAUUAUCUGCAUCAUGUGUCUCCUCGUGACAGUUUUUGCAUUCGGAUACAGAAUGUAUAAAAAAUACCAAGCAGAAUUAGACCUGGCUGCCGAUAACUGGAUGAUUCACAGUCAUGAAUUGGCGCAGACUCAACAACCACGCAUGUCUGUAAAACCGCCGGAAAUGGAAAAUCAUACACAAUCGUUCAUCUCACAGAGAAACGAUAACAAAGGAUAUGAAGUAGCUCAGUUUAACAUGAAUGAUGUGAUUGUGAAAUAUUUUCAUCCGCCGACAAAGAUUGAGUUGGAUAGAAAUCGGCGUGUGAGACUGAAAAGAAUGCGAGAUCUUUCACAUCCGAGUUUGGUAAAGUUCUACGGAGCUUGUUUGGAACUCGACCACACUUGUUUGAUCACUGAGCAUUGCCAGCGCGGGUCACUUUUGGAUGUUCUGAAGGAUGAAGGGAUUGUUUUUGAUGCAGUGUUCCAACUUUCGCUUACAAAUGAUAUUGUCUUAGGCAUGCACUACUUGCAUAGCAAUGAUAUUACGCAUGGAGCGUUAAAAUCGACGAAUUGUUUGAUCGACAGCCAUUUUGGCGUUAAACUCGCAGAUUUCGGUCUUGAUUUUAUCAGGAUGUAUGGGAAAGUGCCUAGUGAUGAAGAGGAAAGAUGUAAAAAAUUACUUUGGACUUCACCGGAAAUUUUGAGGUUAAAAGUGGCGCCGCAACCCGAUUUGGUAAAGAAAGGUGAUGUCUACUCGUUUGGAAUUAUUCUGCAUGAAAUUAUCGAACGGAAAGGACCGUUUUACCUUCGAGAAGCUUUUACUGCUAAAGAAAUAGUUGACAAAGUAAAAAUGCGUCCCGACCAAGAACCUCUACGCCCCCAUCUUGGUGCAGAAGAUAAAGAUAACAAACUCACUGAUCUCAUGAAAGAGUGCUGGGCGGAGGAUGCUGAGCAACGACCCGAUUUCGGCAAGCUCAAAAACAUGAUACGCGAAUUAAACCGAAACAACAAAGGUAACCUAGUGGAUAAUCUCCUCAAUCGUAUGGAACUCUACGCCAAUAACCUAGAAGCACUCGUAAUGGACCGCACCAAUGAUUUCCUCAGCGAGAAGAAAAAAUGUGAAGAUUUACUCUAUCAACUCCUCCCGAAGAGUGUCGCAUCACAAUUGAUCAGUGGUCAGACAGUGAUUGCGGAAACUUUCGACCAGGUCACGAUUUGUUUCAGUGAUAUUGUAGAAUUCACCAAGUUGUCAGCAGCUAGCACGCCACUGGAAGUUGUUGAUCUCCUCAAUGACCUCUACACGACCUUCGAUGAGGUCAUAGGGGAUUUUAAUGUUUACAAGGUGGAAACAAUAGGCGACGCCUAUCUGGUAGUUUCCGGUCUUCCGGAACGUAACGAAAAUCGACACGCGGCGGAAAUCGCACGAAUGUCCUUAAAACUAAUGGAGACUGUUAAAGAAUUCAAAAUCCGCCAUAGACCAAAUGAUCCACUUAAACUACGCAUAGGAAUGCAUACAGGGUCUUGCGUUGCGGGUGUGGUGGGGUUAAAAAUGCCGCGGUACUGUUUGUUCGGUGAUACGGUUAAUACUGCCUCACGUAUGGAGUCUAAUGGGUUGCCGCUUAAGAUCCACGUUAGUGCGGAUACGAAAAAAGUCCUGGAUGAAUCCUCUCCCGCCGGGUUUCAGUUGGAGUGUCGUGGGGAGAUCGAUAUCAAGGGUAAAGGUAAAAUGACGACAUAUUGGUUGAUCCGAGAAGUUCCUACACAACCCAAGGCAAAAUCACACCCACAAUCACAACCGAAAAUAGUCAGGACCAAUGGGGCGGCAACACUACCACCACUAAAAUCAACAUCAACAUCCACAUCCACUUCAGUGACUUUACGAUCUCCCACACGGAAUGGUACGGCUAAACCCACGGCAAUGGUGAGCAUCAAACACCCUGCGGAGGAGAAUAUCCCUUUACUGCAGAUGCCAGUCAAGCCGCCGGUCUAGGCGGGUGGUAAGUAGCAAUUACACCAAUUACCUACGCACGUGCGGCGCCGAUUCGAAAUUGGACCUAGAACUGGGACCCUAACCUACAACCAAACCCUCACAUACACAUAAACUAAACUAAACUUACUAAAUGAACAAAUUGUUGUUAGAUAAGCGGAUAAAUAUUUAUAAACUAGUAUUAGUUGUUAUAUGUACAAACAAAUAAUAUAUAAACAUAUUUACUUUGCGAA